Fundulus heteroclitus (mummichog) is the source of this 1277-nucleotide messenger RNA. RefSeq names its product NEDD8 ubiquitin like modifier (gene nedd8). Bases 199 to 450 code for a protein of 83 amino acids. Gene Ontology annotation, molecular function: protein tag activity; ubiquitin protein ligase binding. Gene Ontology annotation, biological process: regulation of proteolysis; modification-dependent protein catabolic process; protein neddylation. The transcript has 4 exons. The record is from RefSeq and is a predicted model, not a curated record. Gene Ontology annotation, cellular component: cytoplasm; nucleus. Lineage: Eukaryota; Metazoa; Chordata; Actinopteri; Cyprinodontiformes; Fundulidae.
CGAGCCGCGGCGGAGGAUUUAGUGAACACACAGGAAACAACCAUUGGAUUUCAGGAACAAUUACUAUUCCGUAAGAAAAGCUGAAAGAUAAUUUUUCUUUAAACUCGCAGCAGGUUAAAUAGUCGCUCCAGUUCGCGUGCUACUUGUUAUACUGUUACAUCUGUGUAUAUUUAUUUAAAUAAAGGUCGCUCAUCAAAGAUGUUGAUUAAAGUGAAGACUCUCACUGGCAAGGAGAUAGAGAUUGACAUAGAGCCUACAGAUAAGGUGGAGCGAAUUAAAGAACGAGUGGAAGAGAAAGAGGGAAUCCCUCCCCAACAACAGAGGUUGAUCUACAGUGGAAAACAGAUGAACGAUGAGAAAACAGCUGCCGACUAUAAGAUCCAGGGCGGCUCCGUUCUUCACCUGGUACUCGCCCUGAGAGGAGGACGCCCGCUGCGCUUCACCUUUUAAGCCCCGUCGAACAACGAGCUCAAACUGACACGAUGCCUUUGAAAAUCACAGUGUUAUUUGAAGCGGUUGCGCAAUCACCUGGCGACACUGAAGGCACCAAAGAGUCACUGACUGAGUUGAAUCAGUUUCUGCUUUUGUUCUGCAGCUCCUUACAGCCUUUAGUGUGUUUUUGCCAAAGCGUUUGUGUUCAGAAAAUAAACGGCCAAAGCUUUUGGGGUUAACACUUGGCUGAGUGGCUGUUAAGACACUGAUAUUUAAAUGUUUUAUUUUUUCACUCUCUGCAAGUAAUGUUUGCUCUUAAAGGCAUGCUGGAGCUCUUUGAGGGAUGUCCUACCUUUUAGAGUUAGAUUGUCACCAAGUAACACAGGGUUUGAUUGAGCCCAACAGAUUGCUCUCAUGAAGCAGCGAUGUAAGUGUAAGAAGAACAGUUUGCAGACUAACGCAUGGUGUUUAAAAAACCCAAGACUAACCCAAAACUACACAAGAACUCCCGAUUCUACAGAUGGCAGGCUUUUGGUUGAACUUUUUUCUGUCUUUUGAGAGCAAAAAUAACUCUCAAAGACAUCAUUUACAACCAAUAAUCAGACCCUAUGUUGGAGAAAAGGGCAAGUAAAGAAGAUUUAUAUGCUGCUCAAGUGUCAGCAAGACCAUCAUGAACCCCUGUGGUUCUUUUUCCAUCUGUGUCACAGAUUGAAUAUGUAUUAUAUGACCUUGUUCUGAUUAAACAAAAAGCAGUGUGUUUACCUUUCUCGUAGCUGUCUGCACUAACGUUACCUCCCGCUCGCGUCCAGUGUCAUUAAAUAAAAUAAAAUGGAUUCUGGAAAGGC